Messenger RNA from Poeciliopsis prolifica (blackstripe livebearer), 4565 nucleotides. RefSeq names its product pleckstrin homology domain-containing family G member 3-like. Gene Ontology annotation, molecular function: guanyl-nucleotide exchange factor activity. The record is from RefSeq and is a predicted model, not a curated record. Lineage: Eukaryota; Metazoa; Chordata; Actinopteri; Cyprinodontiformes; Poeciliidae.
CACACGGCCACCAAUCAGAGAGCAGAUACGAGUUUUAAAUGUUUAAACCAUCAGACCAGAAGAGGCUGAUUGGUCCCAGUUCAUUCCCACCAGAUGGAGAACAUCAGGGUUCGUUUAUACAUCCAACCAUUUAUACAUCCAACCAUCCUUCGUCUUCAUUCUCUGUUCUGCACCUGCGUAUUGUGACUCAGUGACCUGUAGGAGGCGCUGUGACCCCUGGUGUGUUUGGGUCAGACUGGUGGUUAGCUGUCUGCCCCAGACCUUCCUCCUCCUCCUGUGAUCCAGAACUCCUCCUCUUCCUCCCUGGGUUAAACCUUCCCUCUCUGCUGCAGUUUAGCUGCAGGAAGAUCAGGAGCCUGUUGGGGUGUGAUGGGGUACCAGAGGGGCUUCUGGAGGAGCCUGGGGGCAGGAGGAGGAGGAGGAGGAGGAAGAGGAGGAAGAGCAGCUGCUGUGGUCAGGUGUUCCUGCUCAGAGCAGAAGGUGACGAUCUGCUUCAGGAGCGCCUCGGACGGCCGGCCGCUGCGCCGAAUCGAGUCACCUCGCCUGUCCAUCGCCUCCAUCAGCAGCGAUGAGCGCGCUCCGUCCGCCACGCCCUCUGACCCCUCCGACCCGCCGGCGUCGGGCCAGCGCCCGCUCAGCCUGAUCUCCACACUGUCCUCCGGGUCCAGGUCCUCCGGGUCCGGGUCCUCCAGGGACGACUGCGUCGCCCCACCGCCGGAGAUCGACCCGAACCAGAACCCGAGUCCUGAGAAAAGGGGGCGGAGCUUCGUUCACAACAACAACAACAACAACAAAGCCUCGACUCCGAGCCGAGCGUCCAGCCGCCGGCAGCCGGUGCUGCCCUUCGUGGGCGCCACCAUGGUUCCCGACCCCAAGCUGAAGCACCUGGACCGCAUCGUCAUGGAGAUCAUCGAGACGGAGCGGAUGUACGUCAGAGACCUGAAGAUCAUAGUGGAGGAUUACCUCGCUCACAUCAUCGACGAGUCGGACCUGUCCAACCACCCCAAGCUGGUCUGCGACCUUUUCGGGAACAUCGAGGACAUCUAUGAGUUCAACAGCGAGCUACUGCAGGACCUGGAGCGAUGCGACAACGACCCCGUCGCCAUCGCCAGCUGCUUCGUGUCAAAGAGUGAAGACUUCGAUAUCUACCAGUACUGCACCAGCUACCCAGAGUCGGUGGAAGCGCUGACAAAGUGCAUGAACAAUAAGUCUGUGGCCAAGUUUUUCCGGGACCGCCAGGCGUCGCUGAAGCAUUCGCUGCCUUUGGGCUCCUACCUGCUCAAACCCGUCCAGAGGAUCCUCAAGUACCACCUGCUGCUCCAGGAGAUCGCCAAGCACUUCGGCCCUCAGAAGGACGGCUACGAUGUGGUGGAGGAGGCGCUCUACACCAUGACCUGGGUGGCCUGGUACAUCAACGACAUGAAGAGGAAACACGAGCACGCCGUGCGGCUGCAGGAGGUCCAGUCUCUGCUGGUGAACUGGAAAGGUCCGGACCUCACCACGUACGGCGAACUGGUGCUGGAGGGAACCUUCAAGGUUCCCCGGGCUCGACACGAGCGCACGCUCUUCCUGUUCGACCGCAUGCUGCUCAUCACCAAGCGCCGCGGCGAGCACUUCGUCUACAAGACGCACAUCUCUUCGUCGACGCUGCUGCUGAUCGAGAGCGCCAAGGAUUCGCUGAGCUUCAGCGUCAGCCAUUACAAACACCUCAAACAGACUCACAACGUGCAGGCCAAGACGGUGGAAGAAAAGAAGCUUUGGGCUCAUCACAUCAAACGCAUCAUUUUGGAAAACCACCAAGCGGCCAUCCCUCAGAAGGCGAAGGAAGCCAUUCUGGAGAUGGACUCCAUCGGUCCGGCCCGGUACCGCUACAGCCCCGAGCGGCUGAAGAAGACGGACGAGUUUCCCCGAGACGCUCGCCAGGGCCGCAGGCAGUCGGAACCAACCAAGCAGAUGCUGAAGAGGAAUAAAGCGCCUCUGGAGCAUGCGGUCAGUGAGGACGCGCUGGCGGGCGACAGGCGCUCGCUGCAGGGCGCCAUCAGCAGCAGCACGCUGGGCUCCAGCAGCCUGGGCUCCAGCAGCCUGGGCGAGCCGGACGGCGGCGAGGACGAGGCCGGCCGGCUGGACGACUUCCUCCUGGAGGACGAGCAGGAGGCAGAGAAAAGUUGCAACGCCGCAACCAAAGAAAACGGUCAGCUCUUUGAAGACGAGCUGAUCGGACCUGAACCGACACCUGAGCAGUCUGCAGAUGCUUCACCUCAAGAGAACCCGAUGGAAAAACCAGAAGACUCUGAACCAGAACCGCCUGCAGGUUCUGCAGUCCCUGAGGUUCCUCAGGAGUCUGAAGAUCUGCAGCCUGAUGAAGAUCCAGAACCUGCUGACCCACCGUCUUCUGCCACAUGUGAUUCUGACUCCAAGACCCUGAGCAGCGCCGAGUCCUCGGAGGAGGACGAAGACGAGAGGGAGGCGGCCGAUGACCAGUCCAGUUCUCCCAGUAUUCUGCCGUCCUCGGUUCUGGACAAGGCCAGCGCCAUCGCCCAGCACUUUAACAGCAUCAAGAGAGGCAGCCUGGCCCAAGAUGACGCCCGCUCCCUGGGCUGUCUGUCCCCUCGUUUACCCAGCAGGACCGGCAGCACGCUCAGCCUGCGGUCCGAGUCGGCCGACCGCCCGCUGCGCCUCAACAGCAACUCCUCCGAUCCGCCCGAGGCGUUUGGCGGAGCGGACCUGAGCCUGCUGUCCCCCAGAGACGACAGCCUCUUCGAGCCGGACCGCAGCGUCCGGCGGAGGCGGGACUCCACCCUGUCCAAGCAGGACCAGCUGCUCAUCGGGAAAAUCAAGAGCUACUACGAGAACGCCGAGAACCAGGACGCCUCGUUCGGCCUGCGGCGCAGGGAGAGCCUGACCUACAUCCCGUCGGGCCUGGUCCGGAGCUCCGUCAGCCGCUUCAACAGCAUCCCCAGAGAUGAGACGGCCCAGUCCAAUCCUGCUGCUUCAGCCACACCUCAGGAUCUGGAUCCUCUCUCCACUAAGAACCGCUUGGCCUCCAGUCAGUCCUUGGACCCGCUGAAGUCCGAUCUGUUGAGCAGCGACUGCGAAGAACCGCUCAGGUUCCGGCCGACACACGAUGACCUGUCAGAGGAAGAGUUCAGAUCUUCAUCAGAGAUGAUUAAGAUCUGGCAGACGAUGGAGCGACAGAUCUCCAGAUCCCAAAGCCAAGACAGGGAAUCCAGUCAGUCCAGAGAGAAACCCUCCAUCUCCGCCGGCGUCAGCAGCUUAACCCGGACCAAGAGCUGCGACCCGGACCUGAAGAACUCCGACCUGAGUGCCGUCACAGAGGACUCCCUCAGCUCACUGCCAAAGACCAGAACCGCAGCGCUCAGCCGGGCCGGGAGUCGGACCGGCACCUCCAGAUGCUUCGGGGAAGAGACGGUGAUGCUGCGGGCCACGGUUCCCCGGGUGGCGGAGCUGAGGGCGGAGCUGAGGGCGGAGACCGGCGGCGACAAACCCGCUGAGGAGACGGAGCAAACGGACGAGGUGGACAGAGCCGAGAGCAAAGUCCGUCUUCUGGCUCGACGCUACAGCCAGCGGAUCAGAACCUCCAGUCCGGUGGUCCGACAGCGAAGCCCGGCCGGCCCGUUCAACAGGAAGACUCUGGCUUGUGUGGUGGAGGAGAAGGAAGGCUCAGGGAAGCCCAUCCUGACUCUGCCUCUGGGUCCGAAGGUCCAGUCCAAGUCUCUGCCGCUGAGCCCAGUGGAACUGGACCAGAACCCGGGCGCUGGAGGCCACGCCCCCCUCAGCCCGCCGCCCCCCGCCGAGGGCUUCAGCUGGCCCGACGUGCGGGAACUCCGCUCCAGAUACUCCAGCGGCGGCCGGAACCAGAACCGGCCCAUGAGCCGCAGCUGCACCAUCCCGGACCGCAUGUUGGACGGCAGGAGGCACUCCAGCGGAUCACCCGGUCAUCUCCAUGACGACGACGCGUGGGCAAGCCGACCCCGCGGCGGGCGGGUCGCGGCGCGGGGCGAUCGGUCCAAACGGCUGCACAGAGCCAACUCUCUGGACCCGCGGCUCAGCCUGCAGCUGGGCGACCUGCAGCGGACCCGGCAGGAACGCAGCGCCGCCGCCGGUUACUACAUCGCCGCCGAGGCGCCGCUCACAGACGACCCCGAGCGCAAGAUCAUCAUCAUGGAGAAGCUUCCAGAACCCGGAAACAGGGAACCGGUAGAGGACGACGGAUACGUCCAGAUCCGCUCCCCGACCAGCCGGGAGAAGAUCUCCAUCAUGGCCGUCAUCGACCGCUGCCGCGCGUACCAGGAGUCCGACGACUACAGGCUGAGGGACGACACCAAGACGGCGCCGCCGUCAGAGCCGGACGAGCCGCAGAAAACCCGACCCGAGUCCGGGCAGAGCGGCCAGAAGAGCAUGGUGAAAAACCUGAGGGAAAAGUUUCAGAGCCAAACCUGAAAAACCUGGAGAACCUGGAGGACCUGGAGAACCUGGAGGACCUGAAAAACCUGGAGGACCUGCAGAAUCUGGAGGACCUGGAGAACCUGGAGGACCUGCAGAAU